Messenger RNA from Kockovaella imperatae, 681 nucleotides. RefSeq names its product uracil phosphoribosyltransferase-domain-containing protein. Lineage: Eukaryota; Fungi; Basidiomycota; Tremellomycetes; Tremellales; Cuniculitremaceae. The record is from RefSeq and is a predicted model, not a curated record. Bases 1 to 681 code for a protein of 226 amino acids. The transcript has 7 exons.
AUGAGUCAGUCCACGUCACAUCCGUCAUCGUCAUCGUCGUCAUCACCAAACGUACAUGUCUGUACGCAUCCACUUGUACUGUGCAAGUUGACCCAGUUGAGGUUGCAUGAUUUACCUGCGAAGGAUUUCAGAGAGGGCGUCAAGGCUAUCGGAUCCAUGCUGGUCUAUGAAGCCUCGAGGAAUCUUCCCCUGGCUCCAGUCCCAGAUCUGCAAUCUCCCAUUGCGCCGUUCACAGGACACGCUGUACCCCUCAGCAUUGGGCUCUCGCCCAUCCUUCGAGCAGGAAUCGGAUUGACCGAUGCCGCUUUGGACAUGUUCCCCGAUGCUACUGUUCUGCACCUCGGUUUGUUCAGGGACAAAGCGACCUUACAAGCUAUCGAGUAUUAUUCCAAACUACCGACUGAGGUAUCCGCAGACCUUGUCUUUGUCCUUGACCCUCUCAUCGCGACGGGAGGAACAGCCAUCGCAGCUCUUGCCAUGUUGACGGAAUGGGGUCUAUCACAAUCCCAAAUCAAGAUCAUCUCCGUGUUGGGAAGUAGCCAAGGCGUCGAGAAAGUAGUCAGCGAGUACCCUGGUGUCGAGAUAUACAUUGGAGCUGUGGACCAAGAGCUCACGUCGAAAGGUUACAUUUCGCCUGGUCUAGGAGACGCAGGAGAUAGAUUAUUCAGCACGGCCAAGUGA